Nicotiana tabacum (common tobacco) is the source of this 753-nucleotide messenger RNA. NCBI's taxonomy places the organism in Eukaryota, Viridiplantae, Streptophyta, Magnoliopsida, Solanales, Solanaceae. The record is from RefSeq and is a predicted model, not a curated record.
ACAGAGCAGCAAACGAAGAGUCGAAGAGACGAAGAUGCUCCAUUCCUCAAUUCCUCAGUCCGAUUCCUCAAUUUCUCAGCCCGAUUAGGCGAUUUCCGGCUUUCCGAGCUCCGAUUAGGCGAUCCUCACUCCUCAGUCCUCACAAAUUCUGGGCAAACGAAGACGUUGUUGUUGCGAACUUGCGAUAGUUUCAAUUUUCAAAGUUUUAAACCUCGGAAUACUUAUCUAUCAAGAACUCUUAUUGCUCUGUUGACCUAUGGAGGUGUUCCCGCAGAGUAUUUCUUUGAUAUACUGAAUAACACUUUGGAGGAGACACAAAGGUUAUACUCAGAUGAGGUAACAUCACUAAAAGUUGCAGCGAACCAUAGAGAUCGUGAUGAUGCCUCUAUUGCCACGGGUAUGAUAAUGGCUGGAGUACCUCUCUGUGAACCGUAUCUUAGGUGUUGCUUAUCUUCAUUGGCAAAGGAAGAAAGAAAUGGGCUAAAAGGAGGAAAACUUCCUAUCUCUGAUACUUUCUAUUUAAUGGGGACAGCUGAUCCGACGGAUACUUUAAAUCCUAAUGAAGUCUGUGUUAUUCUUGAACACGGACAGAUAUCUGGAGAGGUACUAGUAUACAGGAAUCCCGGACUUCGCAAAAUAGAGUGCAAGCAUUGUGGUCAAGUCAAUAAUGUUAAUCCAAAGAGGAAUGGAACAAUUGGUUUAAGGAAGCAUAUUAAGCAUUGUCUUGCGCGUGUUCCUGAAAUCCGUAUUUAA